This is a messenger RNA of Carassius gibelio (silver crucian carp), 1108 nucleotides long. RefSeq lists its product as uncharacterized. The record is from RefSeq and is a predicted model, not a curated record. The coding region runs from base 1 to 717 and encodes 238 amino acids. NCBI's taxonomy places the organism in Eukaryota, Metazoa, Chordata, Actinopteri, Cypriniformes, Cyprinidae. The transcript is spliced from 2 exons.
AUGACCGAAAAUGACUUCACGGCAUCUCCAUGGCCACUAUCUCCAACUCCUCCCUCACAGAAGUACAGAGCAGAGGUGCUAUCUAACAGCCACAUUUUGGCCAGUCCAAGAUCUGAGUCAAUUGUGACCCCAUCUGGUGUUCUCACACCUGAAGAUUUGAUCUGGGAUCCUCCAAAUCUUCAGGAGCUUGGUCCAUUGAAAUUAUUAGGUGUUUACAACCUUCCACCGCCCUUCUGGCCUGCCAGCUUAAAAGAUAAGGUGAAGAAUCUUGGCAUUAAUGAGGAUGAGACAAACAGAGCUGAAGACAGCAGCAACAUGAAGAAUCAAUCCUCCUCUGUGUCUCACAAUAUAUUUGAGGAGCUUCUUGAGGAUUUGGAUUUCUCAACACCUUUUCCUCCAGCAAAUGAGGAUAUCUUUGAAAUACUGGGCUUCCCUGUUGAUGCAUACAAUGAACAGGCCGAGACUGAUGCUGUCAUAGAGCAAGAAGAGGACAAGGACAAGCUCCCGCUCAGUCCUGAUGUCAUCACUAGCCACAACAUGGAAGCUGCAGCCUUUAAUUCUGAGGAAUGUCUGUCUUAUGUUACAGGCUCAAGAAAGAGAAAGAGGGCCAUUUUCUUUGACAAUGACCCCUCUUCUGCUGCUGACCAAAGUUCUGCCAUGUUUGAUGAUUCAGAGCUUUUUGAGCCUCCACAUGCUAAGCCUCAGCUGGGACUCUAAGGAAUAUGUUGUAGACUUUUUCACACAUUUUUAUAGUGCUAUAUUCUCAGAUGAAAGCAUUGUUUCUUACAAUUAAAGCAUUUGCAAACUGAAAGUCUGAAAUGUUUCUCUGUAUUGUCUGUGGUCAUCUGGGGAUUUUCAGUCAAAAAUGUCAUAUAUACUUUGAGCUAGUUGAAUCCCUGAAAGCGGCGAUCCAUACAUUUUCAUUAUCAUGCACUUGAACAAGAAAGUUAAUGCAAAUUGCCAUUCACAACCCAUUUUACUUCCAUAAUGUGAGACUGAUUUAGUAUAUCAGAGAAAUAGACUGGAUUGUGAAAUCAUAUGAACCUAACAUGGUUGCCACAAUGAGGGAUCACGUUCCAUGUAGAACAAACUUAUUCUAUACCACUGA